GACCCUGUUUAUUUCACUGAAGAGUUUCAAUAUAAUCACUGAGCACUGUGACAUGGUCUCUACAUUGUCUUACCCCCUCAGAGCGCCGGGGCCAGAAACGACGAGGCCAGGUCAGGCCGUGGUUCUCAAAGAGUGAACAGUAUUAUUUGAUAACAGCCACAGUGAGACAGAACUAUAUAUAUAUAUAUAUAUACAGAGUUUAUAAAUGGAGUCUCCAAAGGUAUAUAGGUAAUUCCUCAGUGUGUUGUGAGUUGGGAGUUACCUGUCAUGUUGAUAAAUGACCUGUGUUUUAAGAGGUCAUUAUUCAAGCGUAUCAUCCACGACAUCUUUUACACAUCAAUCCCCUCAGAACCAGAGAGCAGAAACAGAGACCGCUACAAUACAUUACAACAGUAAAACACUGAGCGUGUUUGGACAAUUUGGACAAGGGUUGAAUUACCUAGGUGAGAAUUGACUUUAUCAACCUGGCUUAUUUUUAAUUACUCUCUAAUGGCUGUAUUUCACUGUGCCCGUGAUUGCAGUCAGGUUUGCAGUGACAGUGUCAGUGCUAAACUACAUACAAUCAAGGUAAACACGUGACUAAACGUUAACACAUGACGUAGACUUGAAGUGCACAGUUACUAAGUUUGUGUACAGUAAAGGAGAGGUUUUCUGAAAGGAUCGCCGAAGAUCAGGACCGUGGACAGAGGCAGAGGAGGUGAGGCGGUGCGGUUCGCUGUCCGUGGUCCUGAAACGCUCUAUUCGAGAAUCCUGUUUCCCAAUUGUUUUCCAGAGGACAAGAGAACCGUAUCAUUUGGAGCACUCAGCCAGCUUCUCUCUCCUCUGCAGGUGGAUGCUGAUGAUGCCUGAGCUCCAGUCUUUUCGACCAUUUACUUUAACUACUCGCCAUGUAAUGCACUUUCUCCUAAAAGCCCCUGCUUCCUGUGACUGCAGUGGUGAUGUGUAUUAUUGAUUUCAUAUUUAUUAUUGGUCCUUUACAGGGAGUUCUCGGACUGAGAUGUCUCACUGCACGGGUCUCUUGAUGCUCAAGGGUACUUGAGAGUUCAGCCUCCCUGUCCAGCAUACCCGUGGGAACGAUGUCUCAUCCUCGUGGAUGUGCAUUCACAGCCAGCAGAGGUAAAAUUCUUUGAAACGUACGGAGAACACUGGGACUGAUCUGCUCAUGCGUGUCUGAAUUCUCAUCCUACACCAUCACAAAAGUAAAUCAGCCUCCGCUGAGGAGUCGAGUCUGCCCUGCAGAGAGCCUAUGCAGCUUUCCCACCGAGCUGUUGUAUCCCGCUCCCCCUCUCACCCCCCUCCCUCCUUGGUUUCCUCUUCCUCCUCCUCCUCUCUGCACAUUCACUGCUCCCUGCUCGCGCACGGUGAGCAGCAGCAGCAGCAGCAGCAGCAGCAGCGGCGGCAGCGAAGGCUCCAGCGCUUUUCUGACGCACCAUCAGAGAUGAGCAUCCCGGUGAUAUAAGCUGCCAAGGAAGAACAUCUCGACACCUCUUCGCAGGACCUCUGCAGUCAGCUCCAUCAGCAUCAUCUGAUGAACCUGCUCGUCGCAUCCGUUCCCUGCGUCGACAUUAGUCCGUUUCUGCGCCGCGUCUGGCAGGGAUGCCCGCAGUUGUGACAUCGCUUGGCUGGGAAUUUACUUCGGAGGUGAUUUUGUGACAGUCACAUCUGUCGGCGGGUGAGUGAUUCGCGUCGACCCGGGAAGGUGAACGUCCUGCUUUUGGGGGCAUUCCUCUGGACAUGACUGUCCCCCUGUAAGAUCUGUGGUGGACAGAACUGUGGUGGAGGUUGGACCACAGGGUUGGAUGACGGGCACCAGGAGCUCAUAGCUCGGUCUCACCCUCUUCAGCCCUGCGACGCCAGGCUGUGGGUCCGUGGAAUUUUCACGCAGUUACUGAAUCCAAAUAUUUUCACAGUUGGCGUUCCUCCUCCACCGGCCAAGUUUGCCCAGUGCAGGGGCUGCUGCGGCGGCUCUGUGUUCAAAUACGGGUUUCUUCACUGAGGGCAUCUGAGCAUCAAGGAGGAGCUCGAAUUUGAGAUGCCCAAACAGUGAGGGUUAGGGUGGGCUCUCUUUUGGUCACCUGUGCGGUAGCAUGGCUCCAACCCGGAGGGACUGCAGUGGCUGGGAGAGGUUCCUCCCGCCGGGAUACCUGCUGCUCUUCUCCGUUUUGCUGUUUCACCCUGCUCUGGCCAAGGUUUGCAACGACCGCACCAAACACGGACAGGACAACAACUGGUUCACCCGGGACGAGGAAAACUUGCCCAUCAUGGUUCUUAUGCCCAUGAACAGGUCGGCCCCGAUGAGCAGCAUCAGCCAGGGAAUCGUACCCGCGGUCCAACUGGCCAUCGAACACAUACGGGAGUCCAGGAAGUACUCGUUCUCCCUCAUCACGGAAAUCUACGACACCGAGUGUGACAACGCCAAGGGCCUGAGGGCCUUCUUUGAUGCCAUAUGCUACGGUCCCAAACACCUGAUGAUCUUCGGAGGCGUCUGUCCUUCCGUGACCUCUAUCAUUGCAGAAUCUCUGGAGGGUUGGAACCUGGUGCAGUUGUCCUUCGCUGCCACCACACCAGUUCUGGCAGACAAGAAAAAGUACCCCAACUUCUUCCGCACUGUGCCGUCGGACAAUGCUGUGAACCCUGCUGUGGUGAAGUUCCUCAACUACUACAACUGGAGCCGUGUGGGGACACUAACACAGGACGUCCAGAGGUUCUCGGAGGUGAGGAACGACCUGACUAAUGAGCUGGAGAAAGCCGACAUUCAGAUUGCAGAUACGGAGAGUUUCUCCAACGACCCCUGUGUCAAUGUCAAGAAGCUCAAGGACAACGACGUCAGGAUCAUCAUAGGUCAGUUUGAUGAGAACCUGGCCUCCAAGGUCUUCUGCUGUGCAUAUAACCUGAACAUGUACGGCAGCAAAUAUCAGUGGAUUAUCCCCGGCUGGUACCAGGGGAACUGGUGGGAGCAGGCCAACACCACCAAAUGCACCACGGAGAAGCUGCUAACAGCGAUGGAAGGCUACAUCAGCGUGGACUUUGAGCCGCUCAGUGCUCGGCAAAUCAAGGGCAUCUCUGGCAGGACCCCGAGGGAGUACGAAAGGGAAUACAGCAAGGGAAUUCUGCAGAAAGGUGUGGAGCCCAGUAAAUUUCACGGCUUUGCCUACGAUGGGAUCUGGGUCAUCGCUAAAACCUUAACUCGAGUACGGGAAUUACUACGGGCCAAACAGAGGCAGACCAGUCAUCAUAACUUCACCAUUGACGACCAUGAGGUGGGGAAGAUGGUGCUGGACGUGAUGAAUGAGACCAACUUCUACGGAGUUACGGGUCAAGUCAUGUUCCGAAACGGAGAGAGGAUGGGCACGAUCAAAUUCAACCAGUUUCAAGAGGGCCAGGAAGUUAAAGUCGGAGAGUACAACGCCAUUGCAGAUGUGUUGGACCUCAACAACAACUCCAUCAGGUUCCAAGGUGUCGAACCCCCCAAAGAUCGGACGUUUGUGCGGUUGCAGCGUCGGCACAUCAACGUGCCACUGUACAGCAUCCUGUCCACCAUCACCAUCCUGGGCAUGCUCAUGGCAGGAGCCUUUUUGUUCUUUAACAUCAAAAACCGCAACCACAGACUAAUCAAAAUGUCCAGUCCUUACAUGAACAACCUGAUCAUCCUUGGAGGAAUGCUGUCCUACGCUUCCAUCUUCUUGUUUGGUCUGGAUGGAGGUUUCGUCUCUGACAAGGAGUUUGAGACUCUGUGCACUGUGCGGACAUGGAUUCUAAUCGUUGGAUACACCACAGCCUUUGGAGCCAUGUUUGCUAAGACCUGGAGAGUGCACGCCAUCUUCAAAAACGUCAAGAUGAAAAAGAAGAUCAUCAAGGACCAGAAGUUGCUGAUUAUUGUUGGCGGGAUGCUGCUAAUCGACUUGUGCAUCCUCAUUUGCUGGCAGAUUGUGGACCCACUCAAGAGAACUGUGGAAGAAUACAGCCUGGAGGCGGACCCCCAAGGCAGAGAUAUAUCCAUCCGUCCCUUCUUGGAACACUGUGAGAACACCCAUAUGACCAUCUGGCUGGGCAUCGUCUACGCCUACAAGGGGCUGCUAAUGUUGUUUGGCUGUUUCCUGGCCUGGGAGACCAGGAACGUGAGCAUUCCGGCCCUCAACGACAGCAAGUACAUUGGGAUGAGUGUGUACAACGUGGGCAUCAUGUGCAUCAUCGGUGCAGCUGUGUCUUUUCUGACCAGAGACCAACCCAACGUCCAGUUCUGCAUCGUAGCCCUAGUGAUCAUCUUCUGCAGUACCAUCACGCUCUGCCUGGUCUUCGUUCCCAAGCUCAUCACCAUGAGAACCAACCCAGAUGCAGCCACACAGAACCGCAGGUUAAAGUUCACCCAGAACCAGAAAAAGGAAGAUUCUAAGACCUCCACCUCUGUCACCAGUGUCAACCAGGCCAACACUUCUCGGCUGGACGGGCUUCAAACUGACAACCACCGCCUACGUAUGAGGAUAACGGAGUUGGACAAGGAGCUGGAGGAGGUGACGAUGCAGCUCCAGGACACACCGGAGAAAACCCCCUACAUCAAGCAGAACCAUUAUCCAGAUGCUAACAACAUCCUGAGCAUACGCAACUUCACGGACGGCAAAGAUGCAGAGAAGUCGAUACUGAAGAACCACCUGGAGCAGAAGCCUCAGGCGCAGUGGGGCUCCAUGGAUCCUUCCAGAAUAAACAGAGGUCCCCUGGAGGAUAUCAACUCCCCUGAACACAUACAACGUCGACUGUCUUUGCAACUUCCCAUCCUCCACCAUGCCUACUUACCCUCCAUAGGAGGGGUAGAUGCCAGCUGCACCAGCCCCAGCGGCAGCCCUGGUUCCAGUCCAAGACACAGACACAUGCCCCCGUCCUACCGGGUUAUGGUCUCCGGCCUGUGAGCUGCAGGACGCGCCUCUACUUGGCUCUUUACAGAGGAGACAUAUAUGGUUAUUUUUUCUACAACAAAUAGACUGAUGUCAUCAGCGUACAUGCGUAUUUUGUCUUGGAUUAAGGAGAACGUGGGAAGAAAAGAGAUCCUCUCUUGAUGACUCAAGCCCACGGUCAGAAAGGGGGUGGAAGGAAGAAAGAGUGGGCAAUGGAUGACCCUAUCAAACUACCACAAUUCACUGCAGGGACCAUGUGACUGUGGGUCACAUGGUCCCUUUGCCUCGGCAUAUUCACAUAUGCACAAUCAAAAAAAUGAAAAAAAAAAAAAAAAAAAAAAACCCAACAAAAAAACCCUAAAAAUACACACACACUGACACCCCCAACAGCAGUGUAACGGUGGACCACCCUGACCUGACGUGUAGCCUUAUCUGCUUUAAAGGGGUUUGUCUGUUUUUCUGUUGUACGUACGUGCUAGCAGAUACGUGUGAGCUUGUCUUCUUACUUGAGUAUUUCACCACUUCAGUGACUGGAUCCCAGUGUGGAACUGUGGGAUUUACACAAUUCGUCGACAAAAAACAAAACUGUCAAUAUUUCCUCCCCUGUCCACAUCCCAAACUCACUGGGACGUGUAAAUAUCAUUUCUGACUUUGACGUACUGUAAGCUUUGUCUAUGAUGUGAAUGAACAAAGAAAUGGGAUGUGGGCGGAGCUUGAAUGAACUUACUUCCUGUCGAGAAGUGAAUGCGUAUGGAUGAGGUACAAAUGAGUUUAUGGUCCCGUCGAGAGACUUUGGACAACCAAGUUGAGAGUCACUUCGAUGCCUGUGAGUCAAAUAGCAACAUGGGGCCGGUUCCUCUGAAAAAUGUGAAGAAAGAUGCUCUUUAUUUUCCAACCAACUCAGAAAAUCCUUCUUUUGCCUUUUAACAGGUCUCUAAGGCUGCACUCUAAGGCUGCACAAGAGUGUUCCACAGUGUGUUGUACACCAAGAAAUGCACACGUUCAGAUGCUCACCAAAAACACGAGAAAGAGAGCAGCGAGGGUCAGCUGCAGAGAUACACAGUUAGAGGUUCUGGGUUUCCUUGGAAUAGAGCAGAAGGUUGGUUGGUCCACUGGGUUCAGGCGAGGUACAAAGACCAACGACAACACGUGGGAGUCUGGUGUUCUGAGCCCCAGUCAGUGUAGCUUACAGUUCCAAGAUGGUGACAGAACUCAUGGUGGUCACGGUGACAGAGCAUGAAGCACAGGAACACAGAAAAAAAAACCCUCCACACUUAGCAACAGUGAACAUACCUCAGUUGCUAUGGAAAUGUAAUUCAGCGCCGUUGAUGUCGGGCCAAGAAAGACGCUGUGAGGAAAAGUCAUCGACACAGUGUUGUCAUUUUUCCUACUGGAGAGAAAAUGUCCCGGCGAAGUAGGAAAGCAAACAAAGACUCGGACAAAAAAAAAAAAAAAAAGAAAAGAAAGAAAGGACAUUUUUAUGGAGUGAGAGCGAAUUUGUUUUUAGCAUAUGUUUCACCAUUGGUGUCUUGGUUUUUAGUUUUUAAGGCGUUCGUUUGAGCGCCGUGCCUGUUGUCUUAUUCCGUAGCCUGCAGGACCCACGACACACCACCGGGGUAUAAAGGUGUCGAUCCGACAAAACUACAGCAUCGAUCACACGUGUAAAUUGUAUGUUUCAUGAAUUCAUAUCAGCUCAAUGCCUCAACGCAUGGGACGGUGCGGGAGAACCGAGCGGGAGCCUCACAGCAGCUGGGGCAGUUUUCCCUCCGCAACAAAAACACUGUCUAUCGACAUCCAGUCUGUGGACCACACAGAGCUGGAGCGGGGCACCAGCCGGCAGAGGUCGGGCUGUUUCGGGACAUAUUAGGGGGACAGUUCCUCCAGUUACAACUCCCUGCUGAUCACAGGAGCGAGGAAAUCCUGAUCGCAGACCUCCGAGGAGCCUCGUCCUCGCCCCACGUCUUUGCCAACCAGAGAAUCACUCGACAAGUGAGAGAGAGAGAGAGAGACAAUGUCAAAUAGGUUGAUUCUUCUUCUUCUUCUUGGAGAAAGGCCAACCACACAUUUUAUAUAUUACAUUAUAUGUGAUUGUGUACAAGUUGCUGAUACCCUGACGGUGGCGUCCAUGUAUGGAAUCUUUGGUAUUUGGCUUUCUCAAGACGGCAUGAUAUUAAAAAUGUAUAAUUCACAGAGUUACCUCUGUUUUUGCAACUGUCAAAACUGACAAAUCCACUCUGCUGUUCUGUCUUUUUGCCUACAAAGAUAUUUUUCUUUUCCUCCGUUCAUUUACUGGUGAAUCACGGUUUCCUGUUCCUUUUCUGUUCAACGGUACAAUUCUCAGCGACAAAAUUCUGAAAUUACUAAAACUUCUAGUUUAUUCCGUAUACAUCUACCGAGGGCAAUAAAGUGAAGGUAGUAGCAAACCUAUAUCUGUUUUUAUAGGCCUUUUUUAAAAAUUUGAGUUUGCUUUUUUCCUCAGUCCAUUCAAAACGCUGAUUGGUGACAGGUUUUUCUAAAGUGCCCUGCUUUGAUUUCUUGAACGGUGGUCAGUUUUAUUGAAUUUCCUUUGAAAGUGGAUGACAAUUGUUCUAAUGCAACUGUGGGUCAAGGGCUCAUAAUAUCCUGUAAUAAACCACACCGUGAUAUUGCCACCGGUCUUCUCUCCUUUCUAGUCUGAAGGCCAACGUGACAUGUACAUGUACCGUUCUAUCUUUGUACGCGUCGUCGUCGGGGUUCUCUGGAGAACAGGAAGUAUGCGUGUCCCUGAAUACAACGUACGACAUAUAAUAAGUGGUAAAAACACACAGGUCCAUACUGUUACUGUCGUGUCAGUUAGAUGUGUGCUGUCACAUGGCGUGAAAAGGUCGAAACACAGAAACCUACGUCCGAUGCAACAUGUUCCAGAGGGGCAAUAACUUGUUUUCUUACUACAGAGAGAAUAGAGAACUACAUAUAUAUGAACAUAUAUGUAUAUGUGACGAUCUUUAUGUACAGGAUUUCUACGUCCAAAAUAUUUCACCAACGCCACAGGGAUACUUUGGAGUCAUUUUGUUUUUAUUUACAGUAUCUGUAA
Molecule: messenger RNA, 7962 nt
Organism: Cynoglossus semilaevis (tongue sole)
Lineage: Eukaryota; Metazoa; Chordata; Actinopteri; Pleuronectiformes; Cynoglossidae
Gene: gabbr2
Product: gamma-aminobutyric acid (GABA) B receptor, 2
Exons: 19
Coding region: 2088-4904 (938 amino acids)
Biological process (GO): gamma-aminobutyric acid signaling pathway; G protein-coupled receptor signaling pathway
Cellular component (GO): membrane; G protein-coupled receptor heterodimeric complex
Molecular function (GO): G protein-coupled GABA receptor activity
Source: RefSeq, a predicted model, not a curated record